Molecule: messenger RNA, 3678 nt
Organism: Lachancea dasiensis
Lineage: Eukaryota; Fungi; Ascomycota; Saccharomycetes; Saccharomycetales; Saccharomycetaceae
Source: the annotation of a GenBank genome assembly
AUGAGUGAACGACAUAAGAGAAACCGCAACAGAGUACCUUUGAGCUGUACAAUUUGCAGGAAACGGAAGGUCAAAUGUGACAAAAAGAGGCCGCACUGUGAUCAGUGCGUCAAGACAGGAGUUGCCCACCUUUGCCACUAUAUGGAACAGACUUGGGCCGAAGAGGCAGAAAAAGAACUUUCCAAGGAUUCGGAGUUGAAGCAACUGCGAGAACGAAUCAAAGCGUUAGAAAAAAUGCUUUCUGUAAUGCACGCUGCCAGUAGUACCACUCCAGAAAGUACAACUGCUAUGUUGGAAGAAAAACCUUAUUACCGAGACCACCCUCAAGCUUCAAGUCAGGAACCGAAACUGUUAGACGAAAGAAGGUUUGACAAUGACGAAUUGGACCUCACGCGGCAAUUUGACAUGUUGCAUUUGAAAAAUAACGGUACCGUUCAUCUAGGUGCUACCCAUUGGCUAGCUAUCAUGAAAGGUGACCCUUAUUUGAAACUUCUCUGGGGUCAUAUCUUCACAAUGCGCGAAAAAAUGUCUGAAUGGAUCAUGAACAAGCGAAGGGGUAAUGCAAAUAAUGGUUCUGGGCGUCAUCUGCAAAACUCGGCAGGCAAAUGUCCUGUAAUACAUCAGGUAGCAUCAUCAGGCUGCCCUGUUUCUAGUAUGGCGCACCUCGGCACAUUGCAAGACAAGACCACGCAAAGCAAAUGCCCGGUUGACCAUCAGACUCUCUUAGGUGCACAUUCGACUAAUGAAAAAACUGAAAAUUCAAGACCCAAUGUCACUACUCCGCUCUCGUCUUCCCAGGUAUCGAAGGAACCGUCUCCACGAUGUCCUAUAGCUCACAGUCAAAAAUCAACAACCUAUGAGUCUAAUCGUCCCGUAGCCCACGAAACACCUGGAACAGUGCAAAACAAUACAGGAAUUCAAUCCCACCCAGUAACAUUGCCAUCAUUUGAAAAACUGACAUCGAAGUGCCCAGUCAUCCAUGAUUCAUCUCCACCCCCGCCAACCGGUCUGGGGCCAAAUCCUAGUAACAAAACGCAGGAUCAAGCCAUCGCAGAGUUGUGCAAACUACUUCCUCCCAAGAGAAUCAUCGCACUAAUCCUUGAUAAAUUCUUCAAACACGUAUAUCCUGUCAUACCUAUAUUGGAUGAGCAAAGCUUUAAACACCAAGUGAAUCAGAUUGUACAGGCAAAAGGCGAUAUCCCGGUGUUACAACUCGGAAAGCCCUCUGAUUGCUCUACACUUGGUAUAUUGAUCAUCAUAUUGCGACUUACAUGGUUAUCACUACCACAAAACGCGUGCUCUGUUGACUUGGGCACGCGUUGUGGAAGCUUUUUUGUUCCCAAAGUUACAACGACCACUGUGGCGCAAUCGAGAGAAGAACAAUUUUUAAUGAACUAUGAAACACCAGCUGAAGCCAUUCAGCUGGUGCGCAAGUACCUCAUUCGCCUUGAUGAAGUUACCAGUUUCUCUAAUAGCAACGUCAAUCUCACCACAGUUCAGUUUGCCAUUUUUUACAAACUCUACCUUAUGUGCUGUACAGAGAAAACGAUUGAUACACAACUCAAUGCCUUCACGUCUACCAGUCAGGACAAUGAAGCACAUCAAAUGCUUCUUUCCAGUAUCGUCCAAAUGGCAUUCAGCUGCGGUUUACAUAGAGAUCCGGACAACUUCCCACAGCUUACAGUGAACACAAAAGGUAAGCUUAACAAAGAGGCCAUCUCCAGUGCUGAGAGGUUCAAACAUACUUGGCGUAAAACUUGGUAUGUGAUAGUUUCUUUGGAUGUACAACAGUCUUUAUCACUGGGGUCGCCUAGGUUACUUCGCAAUUUACGAGAUUUCAGCGACACCAAACUACCUUAUACAUCAAAAAUAGACUAUGUGCGUGAUAUCAAGGAACUCGUCGUUGUGAAAAACUACACUCUAUUUUUCCAAAUUGAUAUUUGCAUUGCAGCAGUUUUAAACCAUAUCUUGAACGUGUCUAUGGCUAAGACUGUGAGGAAAUUCGAGUUGGAUUCUCUCAUCGAAGUUUUGAAAAACAUCUGUUUUGUUGACGGCAAUGUCAGUGAAGCCAUCAAAAUGCUUGUAAACAAAGGGCUACUUUUCACAACAGAAGGGAGUGUGGAUCAGUCGCUUGAGGAGUUUUAUCCGCUGCCUUCUUUAGAAGAGGUGCUCUCACCGCUUCCUUCAGAGAACGAGAAGGAUAGGAAACCUUACUUGCCACACGAAAUGACCACUCGCGCUUUAUUUUUCUCCAAGCAUCUAAUGUUGAGAAUGCUACUUUACCUCCUCAAUUACGUCUUGUUUACUUAUUAUGAGCCUAAAGGAGAUAUUGAUCCAGGUACAAGGCCCUUGGCAAAAGGGUACGCCCAAGAGGCUCUAAAUUAUGCGAUGGAUGGUUUCAGAAAUUGUUUUCUGUUGUUCAACAACUCUAAAGUUAGUGAAAGUGGUAAUGGCUCUAUUUUCAAUCAUAUGGAAGUCGUGUUGGCCCCGUAUUGCCUUGACGUUGGCCAUCGUGCCCUACAGUUUAUGGUCUGUUUAAUUCUAAGGGCCAAGUGUGGGCCCUUAACAGGCAUGAAUGAGAACCCAAUUAUGAACAGCGGUAAUAACACGAGCAGCAGCGAAGAUGAGAAUGAAAUGACUAGCUUGAGUAUCAGCCGAAAGGAGCUCAAUGCAGAGUUAGCUGACUUCGAAAAGGAUAUAGAUUUGGACGUUGGUGAUGAGCUGGCCGAGAUACUUCUUUCUCGAAUGACGAUGUUCCACAAGUUGACAAAACAAAUUUCCCUGAAGUAUUUUUAUGCUAGGCGGAUGAUGAAGUCAACCGGCUUCUUUAUCACUCUUCUGAAAAUUCCGUCUAACAGAUCUUCAAGUGGUGAAAAAGAUCAUAAAACCUCAGGAACUGUUUCUCCUAAGUUCAAUCACCCAAGUAUUGCCAAAAUGACUGGCUUCUUCAAGAACGUGCCUUCCUUAAUAAUGUCAGCAAACGGAGAUCAAAUCAAGAGAUGCCCAGUUUACCAGGAUGCGGUUGGAUUCUUGCCUACAGCCGGACAAGGUGGCUUUGAACAGCGUACCUCAUCUGAAGGUUCGGCUCAACACCUCACUCCUUUACACCGGGCAUAUCAACCUAUCACUUACACCAGUAAUGACUUGCGGCGCACUUCGGACGUUAGAAAUUCAGAUACCAAGAGACAAAAGCUAGGGACAGAGGCUUCACGACCUUCUAUAUCGUUUGAUGCACUUGUAAAAUGUGAGAGCUGGGCUCAGUCACCUCCUGCACCUCACGAAGUGAGAUCUUCAGCCCCCCCUUUUAGCUCCCCUAUCCCCAGGCCGGACGAGCUUCCACCUAGUCGAGGCUUGAAAAAUAGCAUGAGAAUCCUUCAAAAGGAUGAAGCCAAGUCUUCCGCGCCCUUGACUAAUAUCUCUCCUGGUGCCGUGUCCGAGAAUUCUUCCUCAGCGGACUACGCUCCAGAUUUCGAAGAUUUCUUGAUGCAGAACUCAAACCUCAAUGGCCUUAUGAUCAAUGCAUCAUCCAUUGUUGAGGCGGUGGGCUUCGAUACUUAUAACAACCAAAAUACGGGCUCGGUGGGUAUGACAGCUGACUUUUUGCCCAUCGACAACUCCGAAAUAGAUGGUCUCUGUGAUUUGCAAAGUACAAAUCAAGGUUUUCCCGUUUGGGAGUGA